AUGUAUAUAAAUGCAUGUAGCGCGUUGACACGCUACAGAGCAGUGAUCAGUGGCUAUAGCAAGUCAGCAGCCCCCUCGGACUAUCACGACCCACGUACGUCCUGGACACGGAAGCCUUCGGAACCCUCAACCGGACACAUACUACAGCGCUUUUCAGUUAUCAGUACUAGCAGGGCCCCUCGGGCCAUUGGCCCGUACAGUCAAGCUGUGAUUGUAGGUGGUACAAUGUACAUUUCUGGACAACUUGGCUUGUUACCAACCACCAUGGACUUCCCUUCCGAAGAUGUUGAACUCCAAACACAUCAGGUUUUCACCAACUUGAAGGCCAUUUUAGAAGAAGCAGGUCUUACACUAAAAGAUGUAGUUAAGACCACAGUAUUGUUGUCGUCUAUGAAUGAUUUCGCCAAGGUCAAUGCGAUCUACGCAGAAUACAGAUUUCAAAGAGCCGUUUCCAGCUCGGUCGACUUUCGAAGUGGCUUGUCUUCCAAAGCCUACUCACUUGGGAUACUGGAUAAUCGUCACCUCGUUGCUCGAUACAGGUGGCGUAAACUGGCAGAAAACAUUUUUCGGAGGCCCUCAAAAUCACUGGAGUAUGCCGUUCUAGCACUUGAGUUAGAUCCUGUCGGUCUUGAGUUAUUCGAAAUAUCAGCACUUUCCUCGGGAUCCCAAGAAUCCCGCGAUGAAGAUCAAGAGACCACGUGGAUAGCAAUUAAGCCAGUCAGCUAUCAUUCAUCUCAUUCUUCUCACCCGAGUAAGCCAUCAGACACUGGGACCAUACAUCUACGAGUUUAUACUUCGCUGUCUGAUGGUGACACUGUGAAGAGUCGUAUACACACACUCGGGGGAUUCGACAACACCGGCAAUGUUCGUCUUUGGCCUUGCGAGUUAAUUUUAACCCACGCGAUGCUGUGUCCCGAUAUGUACCCCGGUGUGUGGAUUCGCAUCACGAGCUCUCAGCAAUCUAUCAAAAAUAUCUGCGAACUGGGCGCAGGUAUGACUGGCUCAGGUGCUCUGGCUGCUUCCUUAUCGCCGUGCCUGUGCUCCGAGUUCGUUCUGUUAACCGAUGGGAAUGUGAGGUGCGUUGAUUCUCUUCAACGAAACAUUGAACAUCAUGUGGCACGACUUUCCAAAUUGAAUAUUCAAACGCAGCUGGAGGCUUAUAGACUGUUUUGGUCAGAUAAGCAAGACCGUGCCACAGCAGAACUACCGCACCGUUUUCGACACUCUUUCCAACUUGUCAUGGCAUCAGAUUGUUUCUUUCACACUACGGAACACACUGGAUUGUUGAGCCUCGUUGACGCACUUUUGGCCGUUGAUUCACACGCCUUGUUUAUAGCCAUCGCUCCUUUGCGCGGAAAAACUCUACAACACUUUGUGGAUCGUGCUGCACUUGACCAUAAUUGGCAAGUUGCACUUCUCAGCCCGAGAGAGUAUAUGGCAUCAGGCUUGUACGAGAGCAUUCUUAAUAAGUGGUCAGGGAAGGAAGAGCAUCUUUUAGACAAAUCUCUCGGCCACCUUAUCAUUUUGCAGAGACAUUCCGUCCAGAAACUCUAACAUGUCGAAGGAGCCUAGCACUCUUUAAUAUCCUCACACAUCUGCUACUGUUGUGUAUUUCGUACCGUUUAUUAGAAAUAAAC
Molecule: messenger RNA, 1637 nt
Organism: Dicrocoelium dendriticum
Lineage: Eukaryota; Metazoa; Platyhelminthes; Trematoda; Plagiorchiida; Dicrocoeliidae
Source: the annotation of a GenBank genome assembly